CCCGCGCGCGCCUCACUGGGAGCACCGGGGCCGAGUCUCUGAUUCCGGGGGAGGCAGAGGCUCCGCCCUGGCUGGAAGAACUAGAACUAGGGUGCUCCUGCUCUCUGUCCCCUCGCGCGAGAGGAUCAAUCUCAGGCUAAGAAAUGGCAUUUCAAAAGGCUGUAAAAGGGACUGUCCUUGUUGGCGGAGGUGCUCUUGCAACUGUUUUAGGCCUCUCUCAGUUUGCUCGUUACAGAAGGAAGCAAGUGAAUCUGGCCUAUGUUGAAGCAGCAGGGUCCCUCGCAGAACCUGUUAACAGGGAACCACCUUCCAGAGAAGCUCAGAUACUGACUUUGCAAAACACGUCUGAAUUUGAUAUCCUUGUUAUUGGAGGAGGAGCAACAGGAUGUGGCUGUGCACUAGAUGCUGUCACCAGAGGACUAAAAACAGCCCUUGUAGAAAGAGAUGAUUUCUCAUCAGGGACCAGCAGUAGAAGCACUAAAUUGAUCCAUGGUGGAGUGAGAUAUCUUCAGAAGGCUAUCUUGAAGUUGGAUAUUGAGCAGUAUAGGUUGGUAAAAGAAGCCCUUCAUGAGCGUGCCAACCUACUUGAAAUUGCUCCCCAUUUAUCAGCUCCAUUGCCUAUAAUGCUUCCACUUUACAAAUGGUGGCAGUUACCUUACUACUGGGUAGGAAUCAAGCUAUAUGAUCUGGUUGCUGGAAGUAAUUGCCUGAAAAGCAGUUAUGUCCUCAGUAAAUCAAGAGCUCUUGAGCAUUUCCCAAUGCUCCAGAAGGACAGACUUGUAGGAGCGAUUGUCUACUAUGACGGACAACACAACAAUGCACGGAUGAACCUCGCCAUUGCUCUCACCGCUGCCAGGUAUGGGGCUGCCACAGCCAAUUACAUGGAGGUAGUGAGCUUGCUCAAGAAGGCAGACCCCCAAACAGGGAGAGAGCACGUGAGCGGGGCCCGCUGCAAGGAUGUGCUCACAGGGCAGGAAUUUGAUGUGAGAGCCAAAUGUGUUAUCAAUGCUACCGGACCUUUCACAGACUCGGUGCGCAAAAUGGAUGACAAGAACACGCCUGAUAUCUGCCAGCCGAGUGCUGGAGUUCACAUUGUGAUGCCUGGCUACUACAGCCCAGAGAACAUGGGACUUCUUGACCCCGCCACCAGUGAUGGAAGAGUUAUUUUCUUCUUACCCUGGGAAAAGAUGACUAUAGCUGGCACUACCGAUACCCCAACUGAUAUUACAAACCAUCCAAUUCCUUCGGAAGAAGAUAUCAACUUCAUUUUGAAUGAAGUGCGUAACUACCUGAGUUGUGAUGUUGAAGUGAGAAGAGGGGAUGUCCUGGCAGCAUGGAGCGGUAUUUGCCCCCUUGUUACAGAUCCCAAGUUUGCAGAUACUCAGUCGAUCUCCAGGAAUCAUGUUGUUGAUAUCAGCGAGAGUGGCCUUGUCACUAUAGCAGGUGGAAAGUGGACAACAUACCGAUCUAUGGCAGAAGAUACUGUCAAUGCUGCUGUCAGGACUCACAAUUUGAAUGCAGGACCAAGUAGAACAGUUGGGCUUUUCCUUCAAGGGGGUAAAGAUUGGAGCCCCACACUCUACAUUCGGCUUGUCCAGGAUUAUGGUCUUGAAAGUGAGGUGGCACAGCAUCUUGCCUCCACCUAUGGUGACAAGGCUUUUGAGGUGGCCAAAAUGGCAAGUGUGACUGGAAAGCGGUGGCCCAUUGUUGGAGUGCGUCUUGUUUCUGAAUUUCCAUAUAUUGAGGCUGAGGUAAAAUACGGGAUUAAGGAGUAUGCCUGCACUGCGGUAGAUAUGAUUUCCCGUCGCACUCGCCUGGCCUUUCUAAAUGUCCAGGCAGCAGAGGAGGCCCUUCCUAGGGUUGUUGAGCUGAUGGCCAGAGAACUGAAUUGGAGUGAUCGUAAGAAAGAGGAGGAACUUGAAACAGCCAAGAAGUUUCUGUAUUAUGAAAUGGGGUAUAAAUCUCGAUCAGAACAGUUAACAGAUCGCUCUGAAAUUAGCCUACUGCCUUCAGACGUUGACAGGUACAAGAAGAGAUUUCGUAAGUUUGAUGCUGACCAAAAAGGUUUUAUUACCAUAGUUGAUGUUCAACGUGUAUUAGAGAGUAUCGGUGUCCAAAUGGAUGAAAAUACACUGCAUGAAAUUCUGAAUGAAGUAGAUUUAAACAAAAAUGGACAGGUUGAACUCAAUGAAUUUUUGCAGCUGAUGAGUGCUAUUCAAAAAGGAAGGGUGUCUGGAAGCCGGCUUGCUAUACUAAUGCAAACUGUAGAAGAGAACCUUGACAGAAGAGUUCCGAUUCCUGUGGACCGUAGUUGUGGAGGAUUGUGAGUCUGAGCAGUAA
Messenger RNA from Choloepus didactylus (southern two-toed sloth), 2340 nucleotides. RefSeq names its product glycerol-3-phosphate dehydrogenase, mitochondrial-like. Lineage: Eukaryota; Metazoa; Chordata; Mammalia; Pilosa; Megalonychidae. The transcript has a single exon. Gene Ontology annotation, molecular function: glycerol-3-phosphate dehydrogenase (quinone) activity; calcium ion binding. Gene Ontology annotation, cellular component: mitochondrion; glycerol-3-phosphate dehydrogenase (FAD) complex. Gene Ontology annotation, biological process: glycerol-3-phosphate metabolic process. The record is from RefSeq and is a predicted model, not a curated record. Bases 144 to 2327 code for a protein of 727 amino acids.